Dendrobium catenatum is the source of this 675-nucleotide messenger RNA. RefSeq lists its product as uncharacterized. The transcript has a single exon. Lineage: Eukaryota; Viridiplantae; Streptophyta; Magnoliopsida; Asparagales; Orchidaceae. The record is from RefSeq and is a predicted model, not a curated record. The coding region runs from base 1 to 675 and encodes 224 amino acids.
AUGGUUCAUCAAACAAAGGAGAGGAUCUUAAGAUUUGAGGAUGUUUGGGCUCAAAAAAAAGCUUCUAUGGCUGUGGUGAACAAAGUUUGGAAAAAGAAAUAUAGAGGAAAUGCAGCCAACAUUUUGAAUUGUAAAAUGAAAAAUUCAAUCAAAGCCCUUUACUAUUGGAGGAAAUCUAAAAUGCAGAAUUUACUUUCUCUUAAAAAGGAUCUUUUGAUUCAAAUUGAGAAUCUUCAAAGGAAAGAGGCAAAUGAAGUAAGUCUUUUGAUUGAAGAAAGCUGGAUGCUAAAGGCUAAAGUAGGAGAGUUCAACUCCACUCUUGCAAAACUUGAUACUUGGUGGAAACAAAGAGCUAAGGUGAAAUGGAUGGUGGAGGGAGACCGGAACUCUAAAUUCUUUCAAGAAUUUGCUUCAUCUAGAAGAGAUGCUAACUUUAUUUCCAAGAUUAAGAAUGAAGUUGGAGAAGUGGUAAAGGAACAAAAGCUUAUUGAAAAUGCUUUCAUAAAACAUUUUCAGGAGAAAUGGAAAUUCCGAAGAUGCAUUCUUGAAGAUUGGCCUUCUUCAUGGAGCUGUCUAGAUGAGGAAGAUAGAACUUCUUUAAACAAAUCCUUCUCUAUUGAAGAAAUGGAAAUUGUUAUAAAAAAUAGUGGUAAUAAUAUCUCUCCAGGUGAUUGA